AAUACACCGCACAGUUUCCUCAGUCUUGAAACCGAGAUUUGACUUCUAGUAAUUUCGAAGGUCGACCCAAUGGCGGACAAGAGACCGAAAGUCGGCGUCGCAGCCAUUAUCCAUAACACAGCCGGCAGAAUCAUCAUGGGCGAGCGAGCCGGAAGUCAUGGCGCCGGAACGAAGCAGUUUCCCGGGGGUCAUCUUGAGUACGGCGAGUCAUUUGCCGAGUGCGCUAAACGAGAGGUCCUUGAAGAAACCGGGCUUGAAGUUGGAGACAUUAAGUUCCUAGUAGCGACGAAUGAUGUUUUCGAGGAAGGAAAACAUUAUGUUACGGUAUUUAUGACGUGUGUCAUUGUUGGAGCGAAAAAGGAACCUGAGGCUUUGGAGCCUGAAAAGUGUGCUAGGUGGGACUGGGUGCCUUGGUCUACGAUGUGGGGUAUGGCGGGGCAGCAGGCACUGGCGGAGAAGAAUGGCCAAGAAACUACGACGAAGAUGUUCUUGCCAAUUGUGAAUCUGUAUCGAGACUAUCCCGAGCUUGAGCAAUGCCUGGAGAGAGGGUGAGCUGACUCUCAAGCGAAAGUAAUUGGCUGGAUAAUGGAUCGAAUGUUGAGAGAC
Messenger RNA from Lindgomyces ingoldianus, 606 nucleotides. RefSeq names its product nudix hydrolase 1. Gene Ontology annotation, cellular component: cytosol. NCBI's taxonomy places the organism in Eukaryota, Fungi, Ascomycota, Dothideomycetes, Pleosporales, Lindgomycetaceae. Bases 70 to 552 code for a protein of 160 amino acids. The transcript is spliced from 3 exons. Gene Ontology annotation, biological process: dGTP catabolic process. The record is from RefSeq and is a predicted model, not a curated record. Gene Ontology annotation, molecular function: 8-oxo-7,8-dihydrodeoxyguanosine triphosphate pyrophosphatase activity.